Molecule: messenger RNA, 1569 nt
Organism: Osmerus eperlanus (European smelt)
Lineage: Eukaryota; Metazoa; Chordata; Actinopteri; Osmeriformes; Osmeridae
Gene: phf13
Product: PHD finger protein 13
Exons: 5
Coding region: 354-1352 (332 amino acids)
Biological process (GO): mitotic chromosome condensation
Cellular component (GO): nucleus
Molecular function (GO): chromatin binding
Source: RefSeq, a predicted model, not a curated record
CAAUCGAGAGUUGCUAUUCAUAUUAGCAGCUGCUGUUCGGUGCAGACGGCUCUAGCUGCAGAUACUACCUAUUGACUUCACUGGAGUUUGUACACCGUUGUCAUUUCUGUUUAACUUUUUGUUUCCUUUCUUGCUAACCAUAUCCCUUGGUUGGGGCUGGUUGUUUAAAUGUUUUUUUAUCUGCGAGUCGGCUAGACAUUCUAACAAUUCGUCGUUUGUGCUCGCUAGCUACAUUAGCGAUACCGUCAGUACAGCUGCUUGGCCAGCUUAAUUUCAGUUGCUAACGAGCCAAAUCAGUCUUAUUCAGUUCGACAUUUUCAUGCUUUACAGUAAACUUUCGGUUUAUUUUAGAGAUGGAGAACGUUAGUUCAUCUACAUCCCACGCAUUUGAGUCAGAGGGAUUCAGUCCACCAUACAGGAGGAGAAGGACAGUGGAGGAUUUCAACAAGUUCUGCACAUUUGUCUUGGCAUAUGCUGGCUACAUCCCCUAUCCUCAAGAGGACUCUCCCCUGCGUAGUAGCUCCAGCCCCCCCAACAGUACAGGCAGCACAGCUGACAGUGAUGGCUGGACGUCCAGGCUCCCCUCCACCUGCCCCCCACGCCCACCUAAAGCCCCCCAGGACAGGAGCAGGAAACGCCCCCGCCCCGCAGGCCUCGCUGGAACAGCCGUCUCAGGCCAGGGUAAAAAGGAUCUCGACCAUGUCGGGCCCACUCUCCACCCAGGCGACCGCAGGAAAGCAGACAAGCUGAAGAAAAGGCGUAAAGAGAACCAGGCUGGCGAGCCGAGCACCACCCAGCAGGCAGCCCACGCUGCGACCUCAGAGCCCCAGCACGCCCCCUCUCUAGGAGGGCGGCUAAUCAAAGAGGAGCCUGAGGAUGACAUCACCAUCCCCCUUCCCCCUCCGUCCUCUCUCUGCCCUCCAAGCCCCUCCCCCUGUAAGCAGGAGCCCAAUGAGGAGCGUCAGUGCUGGGAAGGGCCAGAGCUGGAGGAGGGCAUGGUGAAGGUGGAGAAGACGGACGGGUUGCCAGGAAACCGGACCGUGUUCCGUCAGGGGAAACAGGUGGUGUUCCGAGACGAGGAUGGAUCAGGAGAGGACGAGGAUAUCAUGGUGGACUCUGAUGACGACUCAUGGGACCUGGUGACCUGUUUUUGUAUGAAGCCGUUUGCGGGCCGUGCGAUGAUCGAGUGUAACCAGUGUAAUACCUGGAUCCACCUGUCCUGUGCCAAGAUCAGGAAGAGCCAUGUCCCCGAGACGUACAUGUGUCAGAGCUGCCGGGACACGCAGGGCACGGCAGACACACGGCGUUCCCACCGCUCACGCAUCGGCCCCCGCAAACAUCUGCUGGACUAACCCCCAGCCUCCAGCCCUCACCCCAGCCUCCAGCCCUCACCCCAGUACACCCCAGCCUCCAGCCCUCACCCCAGUACACCCCAGCCUCCAGCCCUCACCCCAGUACACCCCAGCCUCCAGCCCUCACCCCAGUGCACCCCAGCCUCCAGCCCUCACCCCAGUGCACCCCAGCCUCCAGCCCUCACCCCAGUACACCCCAGCCCUCACCCCAGUACAC